CCCGCAGAAACACUGAUGUAAAAGACGGACUCUCCAGACUGACUAACAGACCACUCAGAAACUCUGUAUUCAUCAUAAGGAGUCCAGCAGGGAGAUGGAGCCGCAGCAGGGUCUGGAACUUCCAUAAAGAGGAUAUCACUUUGUGAUGUGGGAAGUACAUCGCUCCAAGAUAACACGGACGUUAAUCCUCCAUGUAACGGAACAAAUUGCUGACUCCUUGGUGAGGGUCAGAAAAUGAAUGCCUCCUCCUGUUGUGAUGCUCCAGUCAUCAUGUAUCAGCAGAGCUCAGGAUCUGAGCUCAAUGCCAGCUGUGACCGGCCUGCUCCUCACUGUAACUGGACAUCAGGGGAAAGUGCGCCGCAGCUGCCUACAUUUUCCACUGCGGCCAAAGUCAGAGUGAUCAUUACCUUCAUCUUGUGCGGCAUUUCCACUUUCUGUAAUUUGGCUGUGCUGUGGGCAGCCAAUGGCCACAAGCACAAAUCCCAUGUCCGAGUGCUGAUAAUCAACUUGACUGCAGCUGAUCUCUUGGUUACUUUCAUCGUGAUGCCCGUGGACGCAGUCUGGAACAUUACGGUUCAGUGGCUGGCCGGCGACCUGGCUUGCAGGUUCCUGAUGUUCCUCAAGCUACAGGCCAUGUACUCCUGUGCAUUUGUCACAGUGGUGAUUAGUCUGGACAGACAGUCGGCUAUCCUCAACCCUCUGGCCAUCAGCAUGGCCCGCCAAAGGAAUAGGGUCAUGCUGAUGGUCGCGUGGACUAUGAGUGCCUUGUUCUCAAUCCCUCAGAUGUUCAUUUUCCAUAAUGUGACCAUCACCUAUCCAGCAAACUUUACUCAGUGCACCACUAGGGGGAGCUUUGUCACUCACUGGCAGGAAACAGCCUACAACAUGUUCACCUUCUCCUGCCUCUUCCUGCUGCCACUGGUCAUAAUGAUUAUCUGCUACACCAGGAUCUUCAUCCAGAUCUCCAAACGGAUGACAAAAAAGGACUUGUCCUCAAAUGAGCCACAUCUCCGUUGCUCAAAGAACAACAUCCCAAAAGCUAGAAUGAGAACUCUGAAAAUGAGCAUUGUCAUAGUGAUUUGCUUCAUAGUCUGCUGGACUCCAUACUACCUGUUGGGUUUGUGGUACUGGUUCUUCCCAGAUGACCUGGAGGGAAAAGUCUCUCACUCCCUCACCCACAUCCUGUUCAUCUUUGGGCUUUUCAAUGCUUGCCUGGACCCCAUCAUCUACGGCCUGUUCGCCAUACGUUUCCGCAAGGGGCUGAGGAGCUGCUGCCGCAAAGCCCCAGUGAUGUCAGCCCUGGAAACUAACACAGCGAAAACAGAGUCUUUGAAAUGUACUACCACUGCUUUAUCCCCUAAAACAGGGAUGACCACUGGUGAAAAGGAGGGCAACUGUGGACAGGCUGAGCCUCCGACAGCAGGUGUCUGACUGUUCAGUCGAGGCGAAGGAGGACAAAAUUGCCAUUUCAGUGCUGAGAGCUCAAUAUGAUGAUAUGAAAAACGAGUAAAAACCAGAACUUAAUACUGUUUAUUGAACUGCUUGAACUAUUUCACCUUUUUUCAGUGUUAUCUGUAGACUGGACUGGAUGUUUAUUUCACAAUCACAACAAACAUGCAUGUGUAGAAUAAGUAUGAAAACAAAAUAAAUCCGUCACU
Messenger RNA from Micropterus salmoides (largemouth bass), 1658 nucleotides. RefSeq names its product putative gonadotropin-releasing hormone II receptor. Gene Ontology annotation, biological process: G protein-coupled receptor signaling pathway. Lineage: Eukaryota; Metazoa; Chordata; Actinopteri; Centrarchiformes; Centrarchidae. The record is from RefSeq and is a predicted model, not a curated record. Gene Ontology annotation, molecular function: gonadotropin-releasing hormone receptor activity; peptide binding. The coding region runs from base 235 to 1431 and encodes 398 amino acids. The transcript has 4 exons. Gene Ontology annotation, cellular component: membrane.